This is a messenger RNA of Diaporthe batatas, 780 nucleotides long. RefSeq lists its product as uncharacterized. NCBI's taxonomy places the organism in Eukaryota, Fungi, Ascomycota, Sordariomycetes, Diaporthales, Diaporthaceae. The record is from RefSeq and is a predicted model, not a curated record. The transcript has a single exon. The coding region runs from base 1 to 780 and encodes 259 amino acids.
AUGGCCACCUACGCAGUUUUCGGUGCCACUGGCAAUUGCGGCAGCUCACUCAUCGAAGUCCUGCUCCCAAUCAAAGACGUAACCAUCCACGCCUACUGCCGAAAUGAAGCCAAGCUAAGGGACAUGUUCCCCGAAGCCAUCGAGACUGGCCGGGUCAAGGUCUUCGAAGGCCAGAUUGACAACGUGGAGGUUUUCAAGCAGUGUGUCCGCGGCUGCCGCGCUGCCAUGCUCGCAGUCACCAUGAACGACAACAUCCCGCGCGUCCGAGUGGCGCAGGACACCGCCCGCACGCUGCUGGCGGCGCUGAGGCAGAUCCGCGCCGAGGACCCCACCGCCAGGAUGCCAAAGCUCGCCGUCCUGUCGUCCUCCAGUCUCGAACCUUGGAUGUGUGGCAAUCUGCCCGGGCCUAUGCACUGGAUCGUGACGCAUGCCAACUCCAACGUCUAUGCCGACCUCCGCGUCCAGGAGGACAUGCUCCGCGCCGAGGAGUCCUGGCUGACCAGCAUCUUCGUGAAGCCGGGUGGUCUGGUCAAGGACAAACAGCGCGGCCACAAGCUGAACCUUAAGGAGCAGGAGACUUUUGUCUCCUACCUCGACUUGGCGGCUGCCAUGAUUGAGGCAGCGGACGAUCCUGAAGGCCGAUACGACAUGCGGGACGUGAGCGUCAACAAUGUGGGAGGUAGUGCAAGAUUCCCGAAGAAACUUCCCCUGCAAGCCCUUUUCGGGAUCUUGAGACAUUUCUUCCCCUUCUUACACCCAUUUCUUCCAAUGUUGGGUUGA